This is a messenger RNA of Trichoderma aggressivum f. europaeum, 1989 nucleotides long. RefSeq lists its product as uncharacterized. Lineage: Eukaryota; Fungi; Ascomycota; Sordariomycetes; Hypocreales; Hypocreaceae. The record is from RefSeq and is a predicted model, not a curated record. The transcript has a single exon. Bases 1 to 1989 code for a protein of 662 amino acids.
AUGCCUAAGCUGGAAGAUGGUGGCUACCCUUCUUGGCCUGCAGAAGGCGACUCAUAUGGGGCUGUUGGGCAGGGUGACAUUGACAUCACCAACGUCGCCUUGUGUCACGUCUGUAGGAUGAGCGUCUGCUGGCAGGACAUGAAGAUGUGCGUCGGGUGUGCUGCUGGAGUGCAGAGACCCCUCCCCAUCAAGUUUCUGAGACAGCUGAGAGAGGAGCUCGCAAAGAGCGACACAACCGUCGUUCUGCGGUGGCUUGACGGGAGGGGAAAGAUUGUGCACCACGGACAGGUGGAGCGCGCACCAGCAAACGGUGACAAAUCACACAGGGCGGACAUGUGUGAGAUGCUCUCUCUGUAUGUGCUGAAGAACGGUUGGGCCGAUUGGGCGUUGGAUUUCGCAAUCAAGGAGCUGCGCGGGAAGCCGGUGGAGAAGGGACUAGCAGGCGGGUAUAAGCGCAGCCGGCCGAUCGAGGAUGACCGCGGUCCCAUAGCGGGUUGGUGCUCUUGCGGCAAUCAGAAGCUAGAGUCGUCUGGCCAGGCACAAUCCCUGUCCAUCGAAGUCGCCAUUGGGGCGUUGACGAAGCGACCCAAGUCAGCGAGACAGCAGAAGCCGAGCGCACUGACUCGACAAGCCGGCAUCAAGAAACAGUCCAAGCCGGUAAGGAAACAACCCAUCGUAUCGACUCGACAGCUCAGAUCAUCGACAAAGCUGCUUGAAGCAUCAAACGCAGCCCAAGCCCAAGCCCAAGUCGCCGCAGCAAAUGACCCUUCCAAGGAAAAGGCGGUCCGCUCGCGCGCUCCCACCGGAGCGGAGAUGGAGCUGGCCUACGAGCGCACCUUGUGGACGGGCGCGACGCCUCAGAUCUUUGCCGACGCAAUGUGGCUGGCCGGACCUGGCCUUCGCCAUAUCGAAAAGGAGAGCGGCCAAGCGAGUAAGGAGGUUCCAAAGGGCGCGCGCGGCUCCGUCGAAACCAUGAUGCUGCAUUACUUCUUCAUGAACAACCACAUCAACACGCUGACCGACGGACUGGAGCUGACGGUGCUCGGAGCCUACCUCACCGCCCUGGACCAUGGAAACGUUCGAGACAGCGAUUUCACGCCAUUCGCCGCCGACAUUGCGCGCCAUGGAAGCUUGGGCCGGUGGGCGGUCGCCAUCACGGAGCUCGUGAUCCGAUGGCCAACGAUCCUGGACUGGCACGCCGGGUGUGUGUCGAGCCUGGGGUUGGUUCGGGGCCUGACGCUACGUGCCUGGGUCUUUGCCGCGCAUUGGGACGUCCUGAUGCACUACGAACUGGCCAGCGGCCACGAUUGGGAGGAGAAGCUGCCAUCCUGGCUCUACGUCGCAGCUGCGCUUGGCCACGACGCGGGCGAUCUGUGUGCCGAUACGCGGAUGGGAUGCGCCGACAACGCCUACUUCGCCGUGGGGGCCACGUCUGGAUAUGAGGGUGUGGCCGCCUGCAUGGACAUUGUGUGCGACGCCCUCGAGGCGGUUGUGCUCCGAGACACGCGCGGCGCCAUCGACGUCGGCGCUGUUGCCGGCGCCGCUUGUGCAACGUUUGAGCGGACCGGCGGCGAUCUGUGUGCGUGCUCCAAUGAGGCUUCGUCGAGGUCGUGCGAGGCCCAUUCCGUGCUGGCAUCCAUCUGCGGCGACCGCCGAAUCACCGCCGACGACGCCGCGAGCCUCAUCGGCAUCCGCGACGGCAUCAGAUCGCGCUGCCAAGAGCUGCCCCGGUUCCGCGCCCGAGACAUGGCGCAUCUCAACCACGAGGAUCGCGAGAAGGCGUACGGGCACUGUUUCGCGGCCAUGGCGACGGGCGGCAGCGGUGCGAAACAGGCGCACACACGCCUACAAGUUGCGUACUCGAGCGCUGCGCAGUCGUUGUGCGGCCAGUUGCGACGAACAGCAGCAGAUCUUCGAGCGCUGAUUGGCGCCGAUGCGCUGAAUCUGAGCAACGACUGUAUGUGUGGGGGAGAGUGCAGCAUGUGGUGA